This is a messenger RNA of Macrobrachium nipponense, 742 nucleotides long. RefSeq names its product c-Myc-binding protein-like. Lineage: Eukaryota; Metazoa; Arthropoda; Malacostraca; Decapoda; Palaemonidae. Gene Ontology annotation, biological process: regulation of DNA-templated transcription. Gene Ontology annotation, cellular component: nucleus. The record is from RefSeq and is a predicted model, not a curated record. Gene Ontology annotation, molecular function: transcription coactivator activity.
CGCAGAGUGACGAAACAAAGGUAAUUGUGACUUCGCAAUACGCGAUAAGCAUUACAAGAACAUUUCAUUAUCAAUAAAUGAGCAAAUUCUGUGCCACUAUGGAUUCUGAGCGAGAAAAAUUUCGUACUUAUGUUGAGAAGUCUGGUGUGAUGUCUGCAUUGACAGAUGUUUUGGUACGCUUAUAUGAAGAACCUAAUAGACCCACAGAUGCUCUAACAUAUAUUAAAGAAACUCUUGGUUCUGCUGAAAUUGAUGCUCAUCGACUGCAGUCCUUGCAGAAUAAGGUCAAGGAACAGCAAAGCCAAAUUGAAUCUCACUUAACUACAAUUCAAGCUAAAGAAACUGAAAUUGCGUCUCUCAAGGCCCGUCUUGCUCAGUUGGAAAAGGAAAAAGAACAGCAACCAGAAAAAGUUCCUCCAGAGGGAAAUGCAGAGGGACCCAAAAGUGCGUAGUAAAUAACAUGAAAAUAAUGUUUUGUAAAAGCCAAUAACCAGUUUUAUAGGUUUUGGAAUUCAUAACAGUUAUACUUUAUGUAUAAUGUGCUAAAUAAUAGUGAUAGGUAAAUAUUUAUAGGUUUCAUAUAUACAGAUAUGCUUUUAUACAGUAUUCUGUGCUUUGUCUUCAUUUUUACAAAAGUAUUGCAAUCAUAUUACAGUGUUUAUUGAGAAGAAUGUUUAAGCAGUUUAGUUUAAGAUUGAAAGUGCUUUUUGUUAUAUCAGUAUAAAUAAAGCAUUAUUUGGUA